Molecule: messenger RNA, 906 nt
Organism: Penicillium crustosum
Lineage: Eukaryota; Fungi; Ascomycota; Eurotiomycetes; Eurotiales; Aspergillaceae
Exons: 4
Coding region: 1-906 (301 amino acids)
Source: RefSeq, a predicted model, not a curated record
AUGUCCUUAACAAGAUCACAUAGCCAGUGGCCUAGAGGCAUCCCCUCUUUCAUUCGCCGACAUGAGGAACCCGUGGCCCGGAAGAAUUUUGAUGCCGCCUCUCGUGCAUGGAGGCAUUUUGUUCGUGAGCAGUGGGUCGGUGGCGACGGCGCGGAUCAACAGAAACGAGCGUUGAUCGAACGCUGGGCAACAGCAGACCAACAAUUCCGCGAUAGCUAUCAAUCACGAGCCCCAGAGGACGAGCCUAGUUUUUUUGAAGGUCCUGAACUUGCGUGUAUCCUGGGAUUAUUCCCAUGGGAAGACGGCUGGGACUUUCUAGCAGACGAAAUGAUAGUGUUUGUUCCCCCUGAAGACAAUAAGGGGAAUGUUCUCGAGACAUUUAAAUUCCAUCAAAGUGUCGCGCGACCCAACUUCCUCGAUAUGCACAUGGCGCUUGAUGGAACUGUACUUUUCAGAGACUGCUCCCCCAAGCUUAUUAUCGAUGACCGGACCCUUGAGACCGGACUAGGUCUCUGGGUUGAUUUUGCAACCAACGGUAUCUACGAGAUAGCCCGUCGGGGUCAAAUUAUGAUGGAGGAAUUCGCCCACUUUUAUCGGGAAAUCGGUCCGGGAAAUCGAGUCCCAAUAGACCAGGCGCUCAAUUACAUUGAGGACCGGGAAAUUUACAUAGACCGCGACGAAGAUGCAGAUCCAAGAGAGAUUUUGGAGGAUGAACCAGUCGAUAUGCGACGGCCGCUUGUGGAAAUCUACAAAGGGAAUGAAGUUGAUCUGGUGGAUGACUAUGCGCCAGGAUUUCGCGAGGCGGAGGAGCAGGGUGACGGUUUAGCGAUCGGAUUUGAUUUGGAAAGGAUACUUGCGAACGAUGGAAAUCCCCUGAUUGUCAGAGAUCAUGGAAGUGACCAUUAG